Molecule: messenger RNA, 1488 nt
Organism: Bicyclus anynana (squinting bush brown)
Lineage: Eukaryota; Metazoa; Arthropoda; Insecta; Lepidoptera; Nymphalidae
Gene: NANS
Product: sialic acid synthase
Exons: 5
Coding region: 199-1248 (349 amino acids)
Biological process (GO): carbohydrate biosynthetic process
Molecular function (GO): N-acylneuraminate-9-phosphate synthase activity
Source: RefSeq, a predicted model, not a curated record
CCGGUCGCGGGCCGACACUAGUGCGGCGAGCGCGUACCGAGCAACUCGCUUUAAUAUUGAAUUGACCUUAUUUACUCCGUACGAUCUUGAAAGAGGGGUCGUUAAACCUUUCUCGUGGCAUUCAAAACUUUUACACAUCAGUUUGUAUCGCGCCCGGUUGCAAUCGUUCGUUCCUAUGGCACAUUGACAGUGGUCAAGAUGGUCGAAGUCAAGAUAACGGAGGACAUUCGAGUUGGCGGCAACAAUCCCUGCUUUAUCAUCGCGGAGGUUGGUCAAAAUCACCAAGGUGACAUUGAAAUCGCAAAAAAGCUGAUCAAAGCGGCUAAGGAUGCGGGAGCCAGUUGUGUUAAAUUUCAAAAGACUUGUCUCAAAGAGAAAUUUACGAAAAAAUAUUUAGACAAACCUUACGACAACCCUAACUCGUGGGGUAAAACAUAUGGCGAACAUAAAACACAUUUAGAAUUUUCCGACAAUCAGUACAGAGAGCUGUUCAAGUAUGCACAAGAAGUGGGCAUUCUUUUUACCGCCUCUGCUAUGGAUAUGGUAUCAUUUGACUUCUUAGUCAAUAUAAAAGUGCCGUUCAUAAAAAUAGGUUCUGGAGAUUCAAACAAUCUCUUGUUCCUUAAAUACGCGGCAUCGAAGAAGGUGCCUUUGAUCAUAUCGACCGGGAUGGUGGACAAAAGUGCUGUGAAGACCAUCUAUGAUAUAAUAUCAGCUCAACACAAGCAGUUCUGCCUACUGCAUUGCAUAUCCGCUUAUCCUGUGCCAUUCGAGGACUGCAACUUAACCGUUCUACAAGACUACAAAAACACCUUUGAUAUACCCGUGGGAUAUUCUGGACAAGAGGUUGGCACUGCGGUCGCCUUGGGUGCAGUCGCUUUGGGAGCGAAGGUGUUAGAAAAACACAUAACACUGGACAAGACUUCAAAGGGAACUGAUCACGUGUGCUCCCUGACACCGACGGAAUUCCAGCAGUUAGUUAGAGAUGUGCGAGUCAUAGAAGCAUCGCUUGGCACCCCGAUAAAAAAAGUGGUGACAUCAGAAAUACCCUGCAUUGACAAAUUACAAAAGUCACUUGUAAUGGGCAGUACAAAAAAUAAAGGAGAAAUACUGUAUCCAGGCGAUGUAAAAAUUAAAGUAGCCGAACCAAAGGGCUUGAAUGCGCUACACUUCGAAGAGGUUAUCUAUAAAACACUCGUGUACGAUAAGAAAGAGGACGAACCACUCAAUGAAGGAGACUUCUGCUAAUGUGGAGAUAAAUGCUGAUGAAUCAUAACAUUACUUCAUAGACAUGACUUAUGAUAAUUUUAAACAUGCAUGAAUAGUUAUAACAGAACGACAUAAUAAAACAAAUUAUAAUUGUACGAAUUUAUGAAUAAAGUCUGCAAAUUUUAGAAAUUAAGAAUUUACCUGAAACUUAUUAAUAUAUUAUAAGACUGUAUCUAUUUGUUAAAUGUAUUAAAAAAUUAUAAAUACUCCGUAUGUUAA